Molecule: messenger RNA, 675 nt
Organism: Cordyceps fumosorosea ARSEF 2679
Lineage: Eukaryota; Fungi; Ascomycota; Sordariomycetes; Hypocreales; Cordycipitaceae
Product: phosphatidylethanolamine N-methyltransferase
Exons: 3
Coding region: 1-675 (224 amino acids)
Biological process (GO): phosphatidylcholine biosynthetic process
Molecular function (GO): S-adenosylmethionine-dependent methyltransferase activity
Source: RefSeq, a predicted model, not a curated record
AUGGCGUCGUCACUCGUGGGCCAAUUGGCCAGCUAUGUCGAUUUCGACAAGCAGAGCCUGCGAAUCUCGGCCGCGUCCAUCAUCUUUAACCCUCUCUUCUGGAACUCAGACAAGGAAGGGGGAAGAGGAAAAUGGCUAAUUCAAUCUCAUAUCUUUGCAGAAUACCGUAACCAGGUCCUCAGCAAGCUAUUUGGGGGCAACCGCACCCUGGCCAACUACGCCCUCGCCGCCACCAUCUUCUCCAUCGGCAUCAUCCGCGACUGGCUCUACAAGACGGCCAUUCUCGAGCAGCCCACGCACCCGGCCCUACAGGGCCUGCCCACGCAGGCGGCUGCCUACACGCUCCUCGCCGCCGGCAACGUGCUGGUGGUGACGUCGACGUGGCGCCUGGGUAUCCGUGGCACCUUCCUCGGCGACUACUUUGGCUUCCUCCAGGAGAAGAUGGUGACGGGCUUCCCCUUCAACGUGACGGGCGCGCCCAUGUACUGGGGCUCGACGAUGAGCUUCCUCGGCACGGCGUUGCUAUUCGGGCGGCCGGCGGGCGUCGUGCUGACGGCGCUCGUGUACGUCGUGUACGUCGUGGCGCUGCGCUUCGAGGACCCCUUCACGGCGGGCAUCUACGCGAAGCGCGACCGCGACCGCGCGGCGGCCAAGGCGGGAAAGAAGAGCAACUAA